Penicillium brevicompactum is the source of this 270-nucleotide messenger RNA. RefSeq lists its product as uncharacterized. NCBI's taxonomy places the organism in Eukaryota, Fungi, Ascomycota, Eurotiomycetes, Eurotiales, Aspergillaceae. The record is from RefSeq and is a predicted model, not a curated record. The transcript has a single exon. The coding region runs from base 1 to 270 and encodes 89 amino acids.
AUGGCACCGGAACAUGGCAAAGACACGGAGACAUUUUACCUCCUCCAACAAGAAAUCAGGGAUGAGAGGAAAUUGCCAGACACAGAUUGGACUGUUCGGAUAUUGUGGUUCAAGAACUACAAAAUUCCGUGGGGUGAGAUGGCCAGAACGCGCAUUGGAAGGAAGCUCCUGGUAGAAUGGGGCCUGCAGCACCCGGCCUUCGAAGUGUUUAGCGAAAUGUUUCCUGAAGACGAUUUGACGGUAUCUGAUCCGUCCAGCCCUUUGCCCUAA